This is a messenger RNA of Symbiodinium sp. CCMP2592, 690 nucleotides long. Lineage: Eukaryota; Dinophyceae; Suessiales; Symbiodiniaceae. The record is from the annotation of a GenBank genome assembly.
AUGAUAGCAUUACCGUAUGAGUUGCGGUCUGCUGUCGACGAUCCGCAACAGGGCCAGAAAGACUCAACCUUGACAUUGCCGCGACUGCGGUUUCAGGACUCUUUCGUGUCGGCGCUGUCGCGCGAGUCACGCGGCUGCCGACAGGCAGCCUGGGAAGGUUUGCUCGCCUGCAUCCAGGCUCGACGCUGCUUGCAGAACUGCUACGUCUUGAAGUACCACUGGCCUUCGGAAAGCUGGCGGCGAAGUCGCCUGCAAACCUGGGUGCCAGAGCUGGAGGGUCUUGUCGGUGCCUUGGAGUCGGCCUUGGGCCUGACGAUGCUGGAAUCACAGGCCAUUCGGGCAGGCUUCCCUGCCGAUGCCGCAGCUGCAGCAUCUACGAACGUUCCAAAGUUGCCUCAACAACCUCGGGACGUGGUGCGCCUGCUCGAUUUGAGGCAUCUGCUUCCACAAGCGAUUGCAAUUUCUGAGGCCAUGGGUGCACUACGCCAACUGGGGACAGCCGUGUCUCUGCAGACCGCUCGGAUCUUAUCCGCUGGGCGAACUGGAUUUCCAGAAGUCGGAUACUUCGAAGACGUGUGGAAUAACUUCAACCCGGAGCGGUUCUGUGAUGUGACGCCGCUGGACGGCACCAAGUCCAAGCUGGCGGCUGUGAUGUUCCUCGUGAUCUACGAUUGUCUGAAUCCAUCUUAG